UCCUCACUCCAGCUCCGACUGAUUCCCCAAGUCUAUCGCGGUAGCGUGUAUCAACGGAAGACUGGAUACUUCACUUGGACAAGUUCAAGGAAAGUAAUCAUACCCGGUGUUGGUGUUGUUCGCGUUGUGUCUGUGCCUGUGCCUGUGCUUGUGCCACCUGUUGUUGUUGUUGUUCUACGUAAAUAUCUCGUAAUUAUCCGGAAUUUUAUACGUUGUAUAUUUUGAACAGAGCUGAAGAUUGGGACUAAGAAACGAAGAAGACUCAAAUUCUUAGAGAAUGAAACUCUCUACAGUAUUUGAGCUUUUAUUGAUAUUUUUAAUCAUCGCAUUCGCUGCUUCUAAAUAUAUCGAUCCGAAAGGCGGAACAAAAUGGAAAUCACAGUUGGAAAAAUCCACCGAUAAAGACCACCAGAGGAAAGAAAGACAGAAUACACCGAAUCGGCAUUGCUCGUGUUCAAAUCUAACAUGCAACUGUUGUAGAGAUUUUUCACUGCCUGUUGUUCCAGUUAAAGGACCUGGAUGUGCUACCCUGAAGUACGUCCAAGGCGACUCGAUGCUGGUCACUAUGAGCUUUGGAGAUAGAGUUCUACGAAAUGUUACGAUUUCAGGCAAAAAACCACGUCCAAUCUGCAUGGGCUUACCUGGCGGUAUCUCCAAAUUCUGCGGCCGAAUCUACGGAAUCUCCCGAGACGGAGACCAAAUCCGCGCCUGUCUAGGUCUCGAACUACGUGCUCUAGAUGACGUUGAAGCAGCUCUCAGAGUCUCGUGUUUCAAAUUCGGUCCCAAAGGUAUAAACGUCGAACCAGGUAAACCAGUGCCCAGCGACGAAGACGAUGAAGAUGACGACGACGACGACGAUUUCGAUUUACCAGGCGACGAUGACGAUGAUGACGACGACGACGAUGACGAAGACGACGACGUCUUUGGUUUAGAAGACGACGACGAAAACGAAUCUGAAAACACAGUCGAGUCCGGCGAAACAGACUACACUGGAUUUUCAGCAUUGAGUGACGACUUCCUAGACAGCUUUUUCGAAUCAGAUUCCCCCAACAAGAAAAAGAAGAAUAACGUUAAUGCAGUUCCUAUCAAUUACAAACCUCAGCAAAUUAUCACCUCGAAACCUUUUCCAACUACUUCAGCUCCUGCCAAGAAAGCCAAACCACAAAGAGUAGUGACCACAAAAUUAGUCCUAUCAACUCCUUCGAAACUAUUAGGUCUUGCCAGUACUGAAAAGCCAAUCAGUGCGUCGAGUUUAUCCUCAGAUAAAGUCUACGUCUCUCCACCCUCUGAUAAAUUAUACCAAUCGUCUUCCGAAAAACACUCUACCACUUCGGAUCAAGUUGUGAUGAUCCCUGAUUCGGAGAAAUUAGCUUCUACCAUGGAUAAAGUUUACAUUUCUCCAUCGCAGUACAAGCCAACUGAACGUAUACGUCCUCAAACGAUCAAACAAUCUUUACAAAGCUAUAUUCCAACCGUACCUCAGCAAAUCACUACUGAUAAAAUAUACCCGAGUAGUUUGAGCCAACAACAAACCACAGAAAAUAACUACCUGUCUACCAUGGAUGAUAAAGAACAACACACAAUAAGCAAUUAUUACGUACCAACGACUCAGCAAUUCCAAUCGACUGAAAAAGUAUACAUCCCAGUCAACCUAUCAACCCCAGAUGGAGAUUUCGAGCCGGUCACUUCGACAUCAGUGUCAGUCAGUGUAAUGCAAGGAGACAGUUCAAAAAUCUCCAACUCAUCUAACGAUAAUAUGGUUCAAGUAGCCACAAUUGAAAGCAGCGCCACAGAAUCGACUCCAGAUAACGAAUACAACGAGGUAGAUUCCGAUACCAAGACCACAAUCAACGACAGAAUCAUGGAAGUGAACACCGUUAGCUCAACUUUAGGCUUAAAAAUCAAUCGUCCAACAACCAAAGCUCCUGCAAAAGACGACGACGACGAUGAAUUCGAAGACGUUGUCGAUAGCGUUUUCGACGUAGAUGACGAAAGCAGCACGAAGAAAAACGAUUCAUCUUCCGAAGAACUAGAUCUAGACGAUGAUCUAGACGACAGCGACGAAGACCUGGACGAAAGCAGCUCCAGUAACAUUGUCUUAGCCAAUAACGAAAACUCCAGCAAUAACGAUUACGCCAAUGACGACGAUGACGAUGACGACGAAGAGUUUAGGAAAUUUGAUCUCCAUUCCAAACAGACCAUCCGAGUAUCAUCGACAGCCAGUGCAGCUCAAGCUCAUCCUCUGAGAAGUAGCGCUAGAACUCACAAACGUAUGAAUUUGCCUCCUUUAUUCAACAUAAAACCCGAAGUAUCCUCUUUCCUAAGUAGCGGAGGACAUUUAUAUAAAAUAAGAAUGUCGCCGAUUCAAGAAACCCAAAAUACUCCUCCUAGAUUAGGUAGAUUGAAUUUACCACUAGCACUGCCUGAAUCGGAUUCCAAGGCGAAUCCGUUAAAUAUUUUCAAUGCUUAUCCCAGUCUUGGUAAUGUUCCAUCCUCAUCGAGUCAGCAAGAUCAUAGAUUUGGGAUAGAACGAGAACAAGAACAGAGGAGUAGUCGAAAUCAUAAACGUAUGAGACUUCCACCUGUUGACGAUUCCAACGAUGGAAAUUCGCAUUGAUGUUACCCAUUGAACUUUCCAGCUAUUCAGGCUAUUAUUAUUUUAUAAUGUGAAGUAAAGAAAAAGUCAUAUUUAUCUGUAAUGCAUUUUUUAUUUAUUUUUAGUAUUUAUUUUCUUUCUCUCUUUUGUAUAUUAUUUUUAUAUCGUGCAAAUGUAGAUAUAAUUUAUUUCAAUUGUUUAUAUGUUUUCGUUCUUUUUAUUUUUAUUUUUUUUUUAAAUAAAAUAAAAUGAUGAUUUGUGUUUUA
This is a messenger RNA of Planococcus citri (citrus mealybug), 2862 nucleotides long. RefSeq names its product dentin sialophosphoprotein-like. Lineage: Eukaryota; Metazoa; Arthropoda; Insecta; Hemiptera; Pseudococcidae. The transcript is spliced from 5 exons. The record is from RefSeq and is a predicted model, not a curated record. The coding region runs from base 278 to 2617 and encodes 779 amino acids.